Orussus abietinus is the source of this 3002-nucleotide messenger RNA. Its product is annotated as general transcription factor 3C polypeptide 3. The record is from RefSeq and is a predicted model, not a curated record. The transcript is spliced from 5 exons. Gene Ontology annotation, biological process: transcription by RNA polymerase III. Gene Ontology annotation, molecular function: protein binding. Lineage: Eukaryota; Metazoa; Arthropoda; Insecta; Hymenoptera; Orussidae. Bases 27 to 2795 code for a protein of 922 amino acids. Gene Ontology annotation, cellular component: transcription factor TFIIIC complex.
CUAUGUUCACAUUCUGAAGUGACAAAAUGAGUUCCAAAGACGAUGCACGAGCUGUGUUCCAGCUCCAACAGUCAGGUGCUAAUUCUCCUGUUAUCAUCAAUGAAAAUUCGAUGUUAGCACCUGUAGUGAUAGAAGAAUUAGAUGAAAGCGUUAUUAGUUCUAUGGAUGUGGAUAUGACCGAAUUUAUUGAAGCCGAAGCUUUAGAAGCUCACGAAGUGCCAGGGCUUAUUGCUGCAAGUGGAAAUGAACCUAAUCAAAGUAAUAAUUUCACCGAUGUACCAUCUGAUGCUGAACGUCAAGAGGUACUAACAGCGGAUGAAGAAGACCGCUUGACAAAGCAAUUUUUAAAUGGUGAACUAACAUUCUCGGAGUACUCUUUUCGGAUGGAUCAAAGCGUAGAGACUGAAGUAGUAGACUCUGAAGUUUCUAGAAAAGCCUUUGAAAAUGAAUUAAUGGCUUCGAAGCAAUUUGGCAUAAGCAAGUCACAGAAGUCAACCAAUGUUUCCCAAACGAAAUCUAAACGUAGAAGACGAAUUCUUCCACCCGCUCUUAAAGGUUUAAUGGGAGAGGCUAAUUUGAGGUUUGCAAGGGGAGAGGUCGACUUAGCGGUACAAAUGUGUAUGGAGAUUAUUAGGCAAGUGCCAAGUGCUCCGGAACCGUUUUACACCUUGGCAAUGAUUUAUGAAAACGAUCAGCCACAGAAAUCUCUUCAAUUUGCUUUAAUAGCAGCUCAUCUUAGUCCAAAAAAUGCUGAUCAGUGGAUCAGACUUGCAAAUCUGUCAUUAGAGCAUGAUAACAUCAAACAAGCCAUAACUUGCUACUCCAAAGCUAUCCAAGGAAACCCGAAAGAUAUAUGUUUGUACGAGACCAGGGCAAAGCUUCAAGAAGAGAUUGGUGACAAAAGGGGAAUUCUUAAAGGAUAUUUCAAGUUACUCCAUCAUUUAACAUCGGAAGAUGGAAAUCAUAUCGUCAAGUGUGCAAAAAUGGUUGCCAAAAGAUGCAUGCAAGACAGCAACAAUGAUCAAGCACUAGAAGCAAUGGAACACAUCUUCACUAAAUGUCCUGAGCUUGUCACUUUGGAGGAAGUUAAUAUUAUGAUAGAGUUGCUUAUCGCAGUGAAACAAUACCGCAGAUGUCUAGACUUACUGACCGAAUAUACAAAAAUUCAAAUACACUAUAAGGCUUCUAAUGAGCAAAACAGUGCGGAUGAUGAUGCAGGAACAAAAGAAAUAAAAAUCGCUAAGGAAAGUUCUCCCAGUGCUCGUGUUCAGAAGACAGAUAACAAAGAAUCCAAGACAAAACUUGAAAUCGAGUCCUGUGAAAUGCCUGAUAACGUAGUCGUAGAUCUGAAAGCAAAACUUCUGGUCAUUCUUAUCGAGUUAGAUCAAAUCGAUGUAGUGAUUAAGCUCUUACCGAAGUUCUACACUACGGAAGAUCCUGAAGUUUCCGGAGACCUGUUCUUAGAUAUUGCUGAGGCAUUGAUGACAAAAUAUAUGUUUCGCAGAGCUCUGGCUCUCCUCGAACGAUUGGUUAAAAGUGAAAAUUACAGUUUGGCUGCCGUGUGGCUGAGACAUGCCGAAUGCUGGGUCGGCUGUCAGAAUGUACAGAAAGCUAUCGAGUCUUAUGAGAUCGUAAGGACCCUUUCCCCUCGACAUUUGGCAGCGAGAAUUGAACUCGCUAAAUUGUACAAAUAUACGAAUCAGUAUCACAGGGCGAUCGAGGUUCUGAAACAAGAUCCUGAAGUGGAUAUCCUGGAUCCAGGAGUGAUGUAUCAAAGAACUUUACUCCUUUUGGAGGUCAAGGAUUAUGGUGAAUUUCUACGGUCUGGGAUGCUGCUACUUUCAAGACACUGUGCUAUCCUUCGUUCCAAAGCUGAACUGCACUGCUUGAUCAAAGCAACCGGUAUCCGUCAACGAAUCGAUGCUUUGAAUCUGUAUCGGCUGUCACGUGGGGAGUCUCUAGAAGAUGAAAACUCUCCUGAUUUUUCUACGAACAAUGAACCCACUAUACGUGAAGAAUUCCUCCUGUUGCUACAGAUAUGCAAAGUUGCUUUUAACCUCAAAAAAUUCGGUCUUCUUCAAAGGGUGUGCUGCAGUGCAUUGACAUCAAGAAAAUUCGAAGAGUUAAAUUCAUAUGUGAUAUUUCUUAGCUUGAUUUCGUGCAUCCAUAACAGGGAUUCUUACUAUGGAUAUAAUUUGGUCCGGGAGCUAGUGCGAGUUUGUCGAAGGUCCAACGCAUGGAAUUUACUGAACGUGGUUAUACAGCGAGCAGAAGAUUGUAGGCACAACAGAUUUAUUAUGCGAAUUUUGGGACAGGAAGAUGCUUUUUCUUAUUUGCAUAUUUUACAUGCAAACAAUUGUCUUGUGUCUGGAACGUACAAGUAUGCUCUGAACGACUACGUUGCACUUUUCAAAGUGAGCCCUAAUCCACUGCUGUGCCUUUUAAUUGGAGUUACAUUUUUACAAAUGGCAUGCCAGAAGUUUUCUGCUAAAAAGAAUCAACUCGUGGUUCAAGCUCUCGCAUUUUUCAAAAAAUAUAAGGAACUUCGAGGAGACGGAGGUGAACAGGAAGUCAACUACAAUAUGGCACGGUGUUACCAUCAGCUUGGCUUACUGCCCGGAGCCAUUUACCAUUACAAAUUGGUUCUUGAAUCUCCAGUGCCUAAACUUAUUCAAGAGCGCUCGAAUCUUUUAGAUUUAAGGAAAGAGGCCGCUUUUAACUUACACCUGAUUUACGUCAGCACUGAGAAUCACCUUUUGGCUAGAAUGUAUCUAGAGAAUUACAUCACAGUGUGACGUACUAGUCUUAAAGUAUAAAAUAAGCCAUAAACCUGUACAUAUAUUUGCCUAUUCUAAACAUUUUUUAAAUAUCUCCAACUACUGUCUUUUUCUUUCCUCGACAAGUCAUUACUUUACUGUAACAGCGAUUUUUUAAAGUGCGGUAGUUGCCAUUUAACUCGGGAUGAAUAAGUAACAUCCUCCUUCAUCGAAAUACCCUUUUCA